This is a messenger RNA of Aedes albopictus (Asian tiger mosquito), 2901 nucleotides long. Its product is annotated as calpain-B. Gene Ontology annotation, cellular component: cytoplasm. NCBI's taxonomy places the organism in Eukaryota, Metazoa, Arthropoda, Insecta, Diptera, Culicidae. The transcript has 6 exons. The record is from RefSeq and is a predicted model, not a curated record. Gene Ontology annotation, biological process: proteolysis. Bases 291 to 2747 code for a protein of 818 amino acids. Gene Ontology annotation, molecular function: calcium-dependent cysteine-type endopeptidase activity; calcium ion binding.
GCGAAUUUGAAAUCAGUUCAGUUCAGUCAGAGACUAACCGCGGUCAGCCGUCGUCGGUCGCGUUCAGGAUCGUCGUCGUUGGGGCACGGCACGGCGCUACGCCGUCUAACUCGUACCAACUUAGUGGCUUACACACAUUAUACAGAAAGAAUAUUUUUGUUAUCUCCAAAUUGUCCGUUUCGCGUUGUGCCAUAUUGUUGUGGUUGGGGUCAGAUACGAGAAUCAAAGUGAACAAAGUGGUAGAGUGUUGAUUGUGGGUUUUUUUUUAUGAAAUAAAGUGAAACUUGAAGAUGCCGGAUGCGACACGAAUCGACUCCUUGGUGAAGGAGUUCAACGAUAGCCCCCAUGGGCCGAAGAAGCUGCACCAGUCUAGGACUCGUUUCAUGCCCAUCGUUUUCGGCCGAGAUGGGAAACCUCAACCAAAGCCGGGACCUCGCAGUGCCGAAGCACAGGACUUCUACGCCCUGCGGAAGCGAUGUCUCCGCAGUGGAAGCCUAUUUGAAGAUCCGGAAUUCCCUGCCAAUGGUUCAUCUUUAAGUUUUACCGGAGAAUCUCGACCACACCUCAAAUGGCUCCGACCGAAUGAAAUUUCACAGGACCCCCGAUUCUUCGAGAACAGCUAUUCCCGCUUCGAUGUCAACCAAGGAGAGCUGGGUGAUUGUUGGCUGCUGGCUGCGGCGGCAAAUCUUACCCAAGACCCGCAACUGUUCACCAGGGUUGUCCCGGAGGACAACAGCUUCAAAAAGGAUUACGCGGGGAUUUUUCACUUUCGGUUUUGGAGGUUCGGACAGUGGUGCGAUGUAGUGAUCGACGAUCGGUUACCGACGGUUAAUGGGAAGUUGGUGUAUAUGCGAUCCACGGAAGAUAACGAGUUCUGGAGUGCGCUGUUGGAGAAGGCUUAUGCUAAGCUGUUCGGGUCGUACGAGGCGUUGAGGGGUGGAUCAGCUAGUGAAGCGAUGGUAGAUUUUACCGGGGGUAUUGCGGAGUCAUACGAGAUGAAGGACGUCCCGAAGGAUUUGUUCCAGAUCAUCGAGAAAGGGUUCAGGAGUCACGCAAUGUUUGCGUGUAGUUUGGAACCGGAUCCAUUCAAGCCGGAAGCGGAAACUCCUCAGGGAUUGAUUCGGGGGCAUGCUUAUUCGUUGACCAUGGCCAAGAUGGUGGAUAUCCAAACGCCAAAUGUUAAGGGAAAAAUUCCUUUAUUGCGGCUAAGGAAUCCUUGGGGAAAUGCCAACGAGUGGAAUGGAGCGUGGAGCGAUAAAUCUCCGGAAUGGAAAUAUAUUCCGGAAGAAACUAAGCGAGAGAUCGGGUUGAUCUUUGAACUUGACGGAGAGUUCUGGAUGUCUUUUCAGGACUUUGUAAAAUAUUUUGAUCGCAUUGAAAUGUGCAACAUGAGCCCGGAUUGUCCGAUAAUUCGACAGAGCGGAAAUUAUCCCUGGAAACAAUCGGCGUUUGAAGGCGAAUGGGUUAUUGGAAGCACUGCUGGUGGAUGCAGAAACUAUCCUGAUACUUUUUGGCAUAACCCGCAGUACGUUGUACACUUGAAAGAACCUGACAAAGACGAUACCGAAAAGAAAGCAACGGCCAUAAUAGCAUUACUACAGAAAAAUCGAAGAUCUAAGCGCAACAAAGGCAUGGACUGCCUUACCGUAGGACUUAUCAUCUACCGCGUAACGGAACGUGAUCUCAUCCGAAAGCCUCUGCCCAAAGAAUUCUUCCUACGGAAUGCAUCCGUAGCGCGAUCAACUUUCGUGAAUCUACGAGAGGUGACCUGUCGAUUCCGAUUGGAUCCCGGAACCUACGUUGUGAUCCCGUCCACGUUUGAGCCGAAUAUCGAAGGCGAGUUCAUGAUCCGGGUAUUCUCCGAGUGUCCGGACUGCAUGACCGAGAAUGAAGACUGCGUUGGAGAGUGUGACCUGGAUCCACGGGUGGUGCCAGAUAGCAACAACAACGAUGUGCCAGUAGUAGCUCCCGUCAAAAUCCGAAGCCCCGAUCCUACAAAACCAGAUCCGCAACGGCAAGCCAUGGAAAAACUAUUUCUGGACGUCGCUGGUGUCGAUGGUGAAGUUGACUGGAUGGAGCUGAAAAUGGUCUUGGAUCACUGCUUCCGAGAUGACAUCGCCAUUGCGGCUAAAGGAGUGUCUCGAAGCUACCACGUGGCCCCGGUGGAAUCCAAGAAAUCUCUAACGCCUCAAGGCGAGGUCGUGUGCUGUGGUCUGCUGGCCAUUCUGCAGGAUUGGUACGGGAAAAUGGCCGGAGGAGACAAUCGUCCGGCGGGAAGCACUUCCGCAGAUCUGAUGGUGGCCAAGGAACGGGCACCCCUCAUGACCGGUGAGACGAGUCCCGAAGGCAGCGGCGCCGGUUUCUCCAAAGAUGCCUGCCGCUCGAUGGUGGCCAUGCUCGACGAGGAUCAAUCCGGCAAGCUGGGCUUCGUUGAGUUCCAAAAGCUACUAACGGAAAUCGCCCGCUGGAAAGCGGUGUUCAAACUGUACGAUACCGACCGAUCCGGUCAUCUAAACCCGUUCGAGCUGCGGGCCGCACUUCAGUCCGCUGGCUACCACCUCAACAAUAAGAUUCUCAACAGCCUGAUGCAUCGGUACGGAUCGCGCGAGGGUGAGAUAUGGUUCGAUGACUUCAUUACCUGCGCGGUGAAGAUCAAAACCAUGAUCGACAUCUUCCGCGCAAAGGACGUGAAUGGAAUCGCUUCGUUCAACAUGGAUGAAUGGAUACAGAAAACUAUUUAUUGUUAAUGCUAAUGUGACUGUAACUAGUGCUCGACUAACAAUGCUACUUCAAUGCAGUUUUUGUUUCUCUCUUUCACAGAAGGCUGGUACUUUGAAACAAAGUUUCACUUUUAUUGUUGAUUGUAAAUCUGAAUAAAGCUAUUUGAAGUUUUGAAUUACA